Maudiozyma barnettii is the source of this 1413-nucleotide messenger RNA. It is a transcript of the gene LSB3, whose product is annotated as Lsb3p. The record is from RefSeq and is a predicted model, not a curated record. Gene Ontology annotation, molecular function: phosphatidylinositol binding; actin filament binding. Gene Ontology annotation, biological process: actin cortical patch localization; actin filament bundle assembly. The transcript is spliced from 2 exons. The coding region runs from base 1 to 1413 and encodes 470 amino acids. Lineage: Eukaryota; Fungi; Ascomycota; Saccharomycetes; Saccharomycetales; Saccharomycetaceae. Gene Ontology annotation, cellular component: actin cortical patch.
AUGGGUAUCAAUAAUCCUCUCCCAAGAAGUUUGGGUUCAGAAACCAAUUUUGUUAAACCUAAUCAAGUAUUUGGUGCAGAUCAAGUCAUUCCUCCUGAUGUAUUGAAAAAAGCUAAAGGUUUAGCUAUAAUUACUGUUCUAAAAGCAGGAUUUUUAUUCUCUGGGAGGGCAGGUUCCGGUGUUAUUGUUGCAAGAUUAGGUGAUGGUACUUGGUCAGCUCCAUCUGCCAUUGCUAUGGCUGGUGCAGGUGCAGGUGGGUUAGUUGGUAUUGAAUUAACUGAUUUCGUCUUUAUUUUAAAUACACCGGAAGCAGUCAAAUCAUUUUCUGAAUUUGGUACUAUUACACUGGGUGGUAAUGUCUCGGUCUCAGCAGGUCCAUUAGGUAGAAACGCAGAAGCCGCGGCUUCUGCCUCUGCUGGUGGUGUCUCUGCAGUCUUUGCUUAUUCUAAAUCUAAAGGUUUAUUUGCUGGUGUCUCUGUUGAAGGUUCUGUUAUUGUAGAAAGAAGAGAAGCUAAUAGAAAAUUUUAUGGCGAUAAUUGUAAAACUAAACAAAUUUUAUCAGGUAGAAUUAGACCUCCACCAGAGGUAGAUCCUUUAUUCCGUGUCCUUGAAUCAAGAGCAUUCAAUUAUAGAACUCAAAACUACGACGAUCAAUAUUCUGAAGGUAGUUUCUAUAACGAUAUUCCUGAUUCUUUCUCAGAUAUGUCCUCCAGAAGAAAUGGUAGAGGAGGUAAUAGAAGUAGAAGUAAUUCAUAUUAUGAUGAUGAUGACUUUGAUGAUGAUUAUGACGAUUUUGGAUCUCCUGAUCGUAAUAGAAACAGUAGUAGAACUGGUGGUGUGUCUCGUAACGAUUCUAGAUACCGUUCCAGUGGUGGUGGUAAUACGGGAGGAAGAACAAGAGGAAGUUAUAAUGGGUUUGAUGAUAAUGACUUUGAUGACCCAAGUGGUGCUAAUGAUUACUAUGCUAGUCAUAGAAGAACUGGUAGUGCAAAUAAUACUAAUAAUACUAAUAAUACUAAUAGCAGCUACAAUAAUUCAAGAUCACGUUGGGAAGAUGAUGUUUAUGAUCGUCGUGGUGCUGGCGGUCGUGAUUCUCGUAGAGAUGAGCAUGGCGUUGAUGACCUUUCAAAUAGGUUCUCAAGAUCCCGUAUCUCUUCAGGUCCAGGUGGGUCGAGACGUUACUCAGAUGAAAGACAAGAUAUUAAAGCUCCAGUAUCAUCUACAGGUUCUGAAAAGACACCAAAGGCUGUUGCAUUGUAUAGUUUUAAAGGUGAAGAAUCAGGUGAUUUGGCGUUUAGAAAAGGUGAUGUUAUUACAAUCUUAAAGAAAUCAGAUUCUCAAGAUGAUUGGUGGACAGGUAGAGUUAAUGGUAGCGAAGGUAUUUUCCCAGCUAAUUAUGUUGAGUUAGUAUGA